Messenger RNA from Zea mays, 909 nucleotides. Its product is annotated as probable acyl-activating enzyme 17, peroxisomal. Lineage: Eukaryota; Viridiplantae; Streptophyta; Magnoliopsida; Poales; Poaceae. The transcript has 6 exons. The coding region runs from base 1 to 585 and encodes 194 amino acids. The record is from RefSeq and is a predicted model, not a curated record.
AUGCUAAUAAAGGGACUACGUGUUGAUGACCUUUCCUGGCAAGAUUUCCUUGGAAGGGUUAAUUAUACCGAGGCUGAAAAUUACACUGCUGUUAACCAACCUGCCUAUGCAUUCACCAAUAUUCUAUUUUCAUCAGGGACCACAGGGGAGCCCAAAGCAAUUCCAUGGACACAUAUAACACCCCUAAAGGCAGCUGCCGAUGGAUGGUGUCACAUGGAUAUUCGUAAAGGAGAUGUUGUUGCUUGGCCAACGAAUCUUGGUUGGAUGAUGGGCCCUUGGCUUGUUUAUGCCUCCUUGCUGAAUGGAGAUUCCAUGGCUCUGUAUAAUGGCUCCCCAAAUAGUUCAGGCUUUGCGAAGUUUGUACAGGAUGCUAAGGUAACAAUGCUUGGACUGGUACUUAGCAUCGUUCGUACUUGGAAGAAUACGGACUGUACAGCUGGACUAGUCUGGUCCUCCAUCCGAUGCUUUAGCUCCUCUGGGGAGGCAUCCAGUGUGGAUGAUUAUUUAUGGCUGAUGGGAAGAGCUGGUUACAAGCCAGUAAUCGAGUACUGUGCAGGCACAGAGAUUGGUGGAGGGAGGUCCUAGAGGUAGUAAGUCACUUGUUUACUCUAUGAUGACAAUAGCAAGCAGAUCGCGGUGGUGCCUAUGGAUGCUACAACAAGAAAGAUCAAAAGUUCUCUUGGAUGGAUGCAGCUACAUAUUUUGUUUUGUAUUUUUUCCAAAAGAGAAAUUUGCAAGUGAACUUAAAAUUGUGAAACCAACAUGUGGUUGUACUAGCUAGUAUCUCUGAGCUUUCACAAGCCAAACUUAGUGUUGUUGCUGCUUAUUUUGAUCUUUAUUACAACAAAAGCAAACUUGUGAACUUUAUGUAUGAAUGCAGUAUAAUUGUUAUUGUCAUGAAUGAAAACA